Messenger RNA from Thermothelomyces thermophilus ATCC 42464, 1822 nucleotides. RefSeq lists its product as uncharacterized. The transcript has 5 exons. Gene Ontology annotation, cellular component: cytoplasm. Lineage: Eukaryota; Fungi; Ascomycota; Sordariomycetes; Sordariales; Chaetomiaceae. Gene Ontology annotation, molecular function: thiamine-phosphate diphosphorylase activity; magnesium ion binding; hydroxyethylthiazole kinase activity. The record is from RefSeq and is a predicted model, not a curated record. The coding region runs from base 143 to 1708 and encodes 521 amino acids. Gene Ontology annotation, biological process: thiamine biosynthetic process.
CACCACCCCACCAUCCGGUCCCGGACUUGCAAGCUUCCCGGGUUUCAAGAAUCCCUCCCCGAAAACCGACCAUUCAUUGUGAACCAGUGUGUUCCGGCCACUUGCCGAAUCCAACCAACAGCCUCCCGUAACCGAGCUAAAAAUGGGCAAGCCACAGGUUGACUACAGGUUGUACCUGGUCACAGACUCAACCCCGGCUAUCCUCGGCGACAGGGACCUCAACGAGGUUGUCGAGGCCUCGCUCAAGGGGGGUGUCACCAUCGUCCAGCUCCGCGAGAAGAAGGGCGACACGGCCGAAAUCAUCGCAAAGGCCCAGAAGAUGCAGCAAGUCACGCGCAAGUACAAUGUGCCGUUGCUCAUCAACGACCGCGUCGACGUGGCUCUCGCCGUCGACUGUGAGGGCGUCCACAUCGGACAGGACGACAUGGAGCUGUCCACCGCAAGAAAUCUCCUAGGGCCGGACAAGAUCAUCGGAGUCACGGUCAGCACCGUUGAGGAAGCACUCAAGGCAUGUGAAGGCGGUGCUGACUAUCUCGGCAUUGGCACCGUCUAUGCCACAGCGACAAAGACCAACACCAAAGAUAUCAUUGGAACCGCUGGCGUGCGCGAGAUCCUCAGAAGGAUCGCUGAAGCAGGGUAUAACACGCCGGCGGUCUGCAUUGGCGGCAUCAACGCGUCCAACUUACAGCGCGUGUUGUACCAGUGUGCCGCCCCGAAUAAGGUUCUGAACGGCGUCGCAAUUGUGAGCGCUAUCAUGGCGGCUGCCGAUCCAGAAGCUGCCACCAAGAACCUCGCUGCCCUGUCAAGAGGUCCUCCAGCCUUUACACUGGACACCAGCCGAGAUCUGUCGGCUGAUGCUGACGGCAAAGCCGUGAUUGCCCUGGCAGCACCCGUCAUUCGAAGAAUUCACGACACCACGCCCCUGUCUCAUAACAUGACCAACCUCGUUGUGCAAAACUUUGCAGCCAACGUGGCCCUGGCCGUCGGCGCAUCGCCCAUCAUGGCCGGCUACGGCGAGGAGGCUGCAGAUUUGUGCAAGCUUGGAGGGGCUCUAGUCAUCAAUAUGGGAUCAGUUGACCCCAGUGGGCUGGCAAACUACGUGAAGGCACUCAAGGCGUACAAUCUGGAAGGACGGCCCGUCGUGUUUGACCCCGUGGGUGCCGGUGCAACCUCCCUUCGACGCGAAGCCGUCAAGAUGAUCAUGGCCAACGGCUACCUCGACGUGAUAAAGGGAAACGAGGGCGAAAUCAAGACGGUGUUUGGCAACAGCAAGGAGCAGCAACGGGGCGUUGACAGCACGAGCACAUUAGAUGCCUCACAGAAGGCCAAACUAGUACGGGAACUUGCGAGUCGCGAGAAAAACGUGGUCCUUAUGACGGGCAAGACGGAUUUUGUUAGCGACGGCGUUCGAACAUACGCCAUUGACAACGGCCACGAGUAUCUCGGCAUGGUGACGGGCACGGGCUGUACGCUGGGCACAGCCAUCUCGGCCGCGAUUGCAUCGCGCCAGACGGAUAGGCUUGCGGCCGUUGUUGCGGCUAUCCUGCACUUUGAGAUUGCGGCCGAGCUCGCUGCCGAACGGCCCGAAGUCAGGGGGCCGGGAACUUUUGUCCCGGCCUUCUUGGACGAGCUGUAUCUCAUCAGGCAAGCCACAGCACGCAACGACUUAGCCUGGCUUGCGAGAGCGAAAGUCCGCGGUGUUGAGUAGAUGUAGAGCGUAACAAGAACUCCCCGGGCCCCUAUUUCUUUGGUCCCUCUCUGUGCCAGCGUCCCAGAACUCGGUUUGCCACAGUGAAUGCGGGGUAGAGUCGGCUCAUUCCCC